Messenger RNA from Linderina pennispora, 819 nucleotides. Its product is annotated as peroxiredoxin-1. Bases 98 to 619 code for a protein of 173 amino acids. Gene Ontology annotation, molecular function: thioredoxin peroxidase activity. The record is from RefSeq and is a predicted model, not a curated record. Gene Ontology annotation, biological process: response to oxidative stress; cell redox homeostasis; hydrogen peroxide catabolic process. Gene Ontology annotation, cellular component: cytosol. Lineage: Eukaryota; Fungi; Kickxellomycota; Kickxellomycetes; Kickxellales; Kickxellaceae. The transcript is spliced from 2 exons.
UAAAAGGAGCGGGAUCCGGGCAUCGGUCGACCCCUGCUCUUUUCUCCUCAUCGUCCUGUUUUUCAGCUUUCUUUUACAAUCUUCUCAUCAGACAAAAAUGGUUCUUGCUCCUCGCACUCUUGCCCCCAACUUCACUGCCCCGGCUCUGUGGCCGUUUGACUUCACGUUCGUGUGCCCGACCGAGAUCUGCGCGUUCUCUGACGCGGUCGCUGAGUUCGAGGCAGCUGGCGCGCAGGUUCUGGGCUUCUCGUGCGACUCGGCCUUCACGCACUUCAACUGGGUGCAGCAGCCGCGCAAGGAGGGUGGUCUGGGCGAGAUCAAGUUCCCGAUGAUCGCCGAUACCACGCAGAAGAUCUCGCGCGACUACGGCGUGCUGGUCGAGGAGGAGGGCGCCCCGUUCCGUGCCACCUACAUCAUCGAUCCCGAGCAGAAGAUCCGCAUCGUGCAGGUCAACGAUCUGCCCGUCGGCCGCAGCGUCAACGAGACUCUGCGCCUGCUGCAGGCCCUGCAGUUCACCGACAAGCACGGCGAGGUGUGCCCGCUCGGCUGGGAGAAGGGCGAUGCCACCAUCAAGCCCGAGAUUGCUGCGUCCAAGGACUUCUUUGCCAAGGCCAACUAGAGCGUGCCUUUGAUUCUAUCACCACAAAAUAAAAAAGCCUUGUCACCAUCCACUGCCAGCCUCCCCUGUCUCCCCCACUCCUGUCUCCGGUAACACAGAUUUGGGCUGAUGAUGCAAUGGUGCGUAUACAAGGGCGGACAGAACUACAAUAUAUACGUCUAGCGGACUCUAUACUCUAGCAGAUAUGCGUGCGGCUGCUC